AUGAAUGAAUGGGGGAGGAGUCUGGUGGUGCGGAAACAAAACUUUGACAAGAGACAUUCCACACGGAAGAAGAGAGAGCAGAUCAGCGGGACCAGGCCGGGAGCAGAUCAGCGGGACCAGGCCGGGAACAGAUCAGCGGGACCAGGCAAGGAGCAGAUCAGCGGGACCAGGCCGGGAGCAGAUCAGCGGGACCAGGCCGGGAGCAGAUCAGCGGGACCAGGCCGGGAGCAGAUCAGCGGGUCCAGGCCGGGAGCAGAUCAGCGGGACCAGGCCGGGAGCAGAUCCGCGGGACCAGGCCGCAGCAGAUCCGCGGGACCAGGCCGCAGGGGCAGGAGACCCAGAAACGCCCACACGAGCUAA
Molecule: messenger RNA, 360 nt
Organism: Knipowitschia caucasica
Lineage: Eukaryota; Metazoa; Chordata; Actinopteri; Gobiiformes; Gobiidae
Source: the annotation of a GenBank genome assembly